AUGGAAACGGAUUAUGGAAUUGAUGAAACCAACGAACAAUUAAAGUCAACACAAGAUACUACUGAUAACGCAUCCCAGAACACAGAAACAACCAAUGCUAAAACAUACAGACCACCUCCCAUCUUCGUACAAGGUGAAAAAGCAAUCGACACAAUUCAAGCAUUGAGAAUCGCUAACAUUGAUCAAGAAACUUUCUCAAUAACAAUGUCUAAAGGCCAACACCAACUCCUGGCCAAAAAUCAGCUAAGCUUUGAAAAAAUUAAAGUGGUUCUCAUAGCUAACAAUUUUAAUUUCUACUCUUUCACUCCAAAAAGUGAAAAACUUAAAUCCUUACUCCUCAAAAGUAUGAGCCCGGACGUAACUACAGAUAUGGUUUUUAAAGAUCUAACAGAGAAAAACAUCCCCUCUGUAGUAUUUAAAAAAGUCUCAGAAUUAAAGUUUAUGCGUGACGAUGAACCCAGAAGACAUCUGAUCGUACAGCGACUACGAAGAAACAGAGCACUCCAAUGCAGAAAGUGCCAAAGACUUGGACACACGGCAGCGAAUUGUCAGAUGGAGUACAGAUGUGUCAGGUGCGGUGAUUCUUCACACGCUCCGGCUCAAUGCCCGCUCAAGGAUGAAAAGACUAGAGACAAGUUCAAGUGCGCAAACUGUGGUAAAAAUGGACACCCAGCAAGCUACGCAGGCUGUCGAUUCAUGAAAUUUGAAAAAAUUAGCAGAAAUCAAGCACGAGCACAAAAAAACAAAUCACUUGAAAGAAAUAUCGAGGCGAUAUAUCGGGAAGUGACUCCACAAAUUUCUUUUGCUAAUGCCAUGAGUCCUUCAAGGGACCCUUUCCCUCCGCUAAAGCAUAGAAACCAGACCAACUUUCAAACGUUCCAGGAAGGACCUCCACCGCCACCUGUAAUCGAGAAUACGAGGUCUCAAGCUUUCAGAUUACAGCCUGAAUAUCACCAGCAACAAUCACAAUGGCCCCGUGAUGAAAAUCCACAGCAACAAAAUUGGGCUAACAUCACAAAUCAAAUUAGUGAACUAACAAAUGUUAUCAAAGAAAUGAGUAUCAACAUCAAUAGAAGUAUCAACGAGAAUACACGAAAAAUUAAUUUCCUUUUUGCCUACUUCAACAACACAGAUUCCAACAAAAAAAUAUUUGUCAUCAGUAGCUAUGCUACAAAUUCAAAUAGAAAAACAUUUAUACAAGAGCUGGAUGAUGUUCUUCAACGUCUAGAUCUAAGCAAUGCAGAUCAUUUUUUCAUUCUAGCGGGCGACCUAAAUACCCGCAGGAUGGAAUGGGGAGAUACAGCAGACAACCAAAGAGGCAAAUUUCUUAGAACAUGGGAAGCUGAAUCGAUAGACGCCUACAGAUCUUCAAUAUACACCACAGACGUAGCAUCAUUCAAGACUGGCUCAUUCCUAGACGUCUGCAUAAGCAACAUCACACUUACAGGUCUUACAAGCAAAAACAAGAUCACAACAGCAUACUACGACAGUGAUCAUAGAGCGCUUCUCUUCACAGCCAUACUUUCUCAUGAAGUGCAGACUGGAGCUGACAUUCAAAUUCCUUGGCGAAAUCUGCAAGAAAUAGACGAUGGCAUAACAAAUCUAACAUCAGCUCUAGUAAACACUAUCAAUAAAACUGCACCAAUAGUUAAAAAGAAUGAGGGAAUCCUUAAAUAUAUCAACGCUAAAAUUAAAAAACUGCAGAAAAACAAGACUAAAGCCAUAAACCUUCUACAUGUCUCAAUAAAUUCAACAAGCCCAAAUAAACUGGAGCUGAUACAGAAAACUAAGCACACGAUCAAUCUUAUUAAAUCAGAACUCAGGAAAGAAUUUAAUAAAUCAGUCGAGGAUUAUUGGAAAGGUCAGCUCAAACAAAUUAAUCAUAAAGAUCCAACGUCAUUCUUCCCAAAAAUCAAUCGUUUUCUCCGAAAAAAGAACCGUAUCUCAAUAGCCGAUCAGCGAAUUAAAAUCAACGAUCCUGUUUGUCAAAGCGGUGCAAUAGACGUCAUUAAAGCAAUCAAGAUUGAAGAUGAGCUCCUGAUCACUGAACCAAUAGACAAGUUAAACGUCAUUGGAGAAUUUUACCAGACCAUCAAUGCACCUAGAUACUUGAAUACAGGAACUAAGUUGAAAGAACUGAUUGAUAAAAAAGCUGGGGAAGCCAAAGAACUUCUCUCAACAAGAAGAUCUGAAGAUACUACAAUAACUAACUUCUCCAAGGACAAUAGAGCCUUAAAUCCAGCUAAUGAUGGUUUAAUAAUACCCAACCACCUAAACAACAAAAAAAGCAACUCAUCAGCGCAGACCCAGAAGGAGCAUCCAUUUGUAACCUAUGACCAGCUGACAAAAAUCCUUAGAAAACUGCCAAACAAAACCUCCAAAGGUCUGCAACAGGGAACAGUCAACUCACCACUUCUGUUCAACAUUUUCACAAUGGCCCUGCUACAACUAUUCAAUCUUAACAUAAAGGAAAACCUAUUCGCUGUUGCCUACGCUGACGAUAUUAUAGUCGGAGUUGCUGGCAAAAAUCCUCCUAAACUGCAAAAUGAACUUGAAAAACUAGUAAAUAAUAUCAAUGAUUAUUACAAAAUCUGGAACCUCAGAAUGAACCCUGAGAAAUGCGAGAUUGCUGUGUUCAGAAGAGAAUCCAAUCACCUAAGCAAGAAAGCACUAACUCAAAUCAAGGACUUUCAAAUCUCUACUCCAUCUCCAAACACUAACGAAAUGAUUAAGAUACCACAUAAAACAGUCGUCAAAUACCUUGGAGUUCAUAUUGACCAGCUCCUAAGGAUAAGAUAG
Cotesia congregata is the source of this 2799-nucleotide messenger RNA. The record is from the annotation of a GenBank genome assembly. Lineage: Eukaryota; Metazoa; Arthropoda; Insecta; Hymenoptera; Braconidae.